AUGAGUCUCCUGAAGGCGGAUCAGGUGCGGCGCGAACUGUUCGUCAAGUAUCGCAGGCAAAUUGCCGCGGUCCUUGGCGAGACGGAGGACGGUGAUCCCAUUGAGUUGUGUGGGUGUGAGGAAACCAAUAACGGGGGUGACGACACGAAAGGAAAAGGAAAUGAGAGUUGUGACGAAGAGGAAGCGCAACAACAACAACAAGAAGAAGAAGAAGGAGACAUGGAAGGAAUGGGCUUGCGAUUGUUAGAGCGAUUCCGCAUAUCGUACGCACGGCAGCAUCUCCUCCGCCAGCGUGCAAUGCGCAUGCCAGAUGAUUACAUCAAAGAGACGACAGAAGGUGCGGAUGACGUCAAAUGCGCUUCUCACUCCUCCCAGGCGGCGGAUGAAACAACGCCGUGUACGGAGGCCGCCGCCGCCGUUGCGGUUUCUGCUGGCGCCACGGAAGGGGACGAGGUGGAAAUGGAGGGAUGGCGGCUGGUGUACAAUGAGCCUUACCCCUCGAUACGGCGCAUUAUGCGACGUGUACAGGACGAGUCCCUGCAGACGUUAAUGCGGGAAUCAUGCGUGCCCAUAACGGCGUAUCGUGAUGCGGCUUACACGGCGCAGCGCAUGGCAGUUUUGCAACAAAUGGAGGAGCAGAUUGGAAGAGAGCGCGCCACACUCCUCGCGAGGCAACAGAAGAUGGAUGGCAAAUUACAUCCCAUUGAGUGA
Molecule: messenger RNA, 711 nt
Organism: Trypanosoma cruzi
Lineage: Eukaryota; Euglenozoa; Kinetoplastea; Trypanosomatida; Trypanosomatidae
Exons: 1
Coding region: 1-711 (236 amino acids)
Source: RefSeq, a predicted model, not a curated record